This is a messenger RNA of Cannabis sativa, 2019 nucleotides long. RefSeq names its product protein NRT1/ PTR FAMILY 8.1-like. The record is from RefSeq and is a predicted model, not a curated record. Gene Ontology annotation, biological process: oligopeptide transport; transmembrane transport. The transcript has 5 exons. Lineage: Eukaryota; Viridiplantae; Streptophyta; Magnoliopsida; Rosales; Cannabaceae. Gene Ontology annotation, cellular component: membrane. Gene Ontology annotation, molecular function: transmembrane transporter activity. The coding region runs from base 32 to 1882 and encodes 616 amino acids.
CUAGGCGUGGUUUAAUUUUGAAUUGAGUGCCAUGCAUAUAUAUAAACACUCUCUGAUACAAUAUACAUGUUCAAAAUUUCAACAAAAUACUUGCAAUAUCUAUCAAUUUAUAUUUGAGUUGAGGUUCAUACAUAUAUAUAUAUAUAUAGUCUUACUAUUUAGUAGAAAUUAUAUAUAUAUGGCUGAGGAUCAAGAUAUGUAUACAAAGGAUGGAACUACUGAUUUUAAAAACAGGCCUGCUCUCAAGAAACAAACUGGAACCUGGAAAGCUUGUCCAUUCAUUCUUGGGAAUGAAUGCUGUGAGAGAUUAGCUUAUUAUGGGAUGAGUACAAAUCUAGUGAAUUAUCUAACAUCUCGAUUAAAUCAGACAAAUGUGGCUGCAGUUAAUAAUGUGACAAACUGGUCAGGCACAUGUUAUGUUACACCCUUGAUUGGGGCAUUUUUAGCUGAUGCCUACCUUGGAAGAUAUUGGACCAUUGCAUCUUUCUCAAUCAUUUAUGUGUUUGGAAUGAUAUUAUUGACAUUAUCAGCUUCUGUUCAAGGACUAAAACCAUCAUGUGAUGACCAAAAUGUAUGCCAUGCCAAGGGAUCACAAGCCACAUUUUUCUUUGUAGGACUUUACCUUAUAGCUCUAGGAACAGGUGGAAUAAAGCCCUGUGUUUCAUCUUAUGGGGCCGACCAAUUCGACGAUUCUGAUGAGGCUGAAAAGGAGAAGAAAAGCUCUUUCUUUAACUGGUUUUACAUGUCAAUUAAUAUUGGUGCUCUUGUUGCUUCUUCAGUGCUUGUUUGGAUACAAACAAAUGUGGGAUGGAGCUGGGGAUUCGGUAUUCCAGCCGCAGCCAUGGCUAUUGCGGUCAUGAGCUUCUUUUUAGGUACAAAACUGUAUAGAAAUCAGAGGCCUAUUGGGAGUCCAUUAACAAAGAUAUGCCAAGUGAUUGUGGCUUCAUUUAGAAAGGUGAGAGUUGAAGUGCCUAAGGAUAAGUCUCUUUUGUAUGAGACUGUGGAUGAUGAAUAUGCUGUUAAAGGUAGCCGAAAACUUGAUCAUACAAACCAAAUGAGUUUUUUUGACAAGGCAGCAGUGGAGACUGCAUCAGAUGUGAAAAAGGAGUCAGCAAUGAACACAUGGAGAUUAUGCACUGUAACACAAGUUGAGGAGCUCAAGUCCAUACUAAGGUUGCUCCCCAUAUGGGCAACAAGUAUAAUUUUCUAUGCUGCCUAUAGCCAAAUGGGAACCUUAGUUGUUCUACAAGGAAACACCAUGGACCUUCAUGUGACCAACUCCUUCCAAAUUUCAUCAGCCUCUCUCUCCCUCUUUGACACCAUAAGUGUCAUCUUUUGGGUCCCAGUUUACGACUGUUUAAUCGUGCCAUUCGCCAGAAAAUUCACCGGUCACAACAAUGGCUUCACUCAGCUACAACGAAUGGCAAUUGGCUUUGUGAUCUCCACAUUUUCCAUGUUUGUUGCAGGGACACUAGAGUUUGUGAGACUAAGGGAGGUGAAAAAACACAAUUACUAUGAGCUAAAACACAUUCCCAUGUCAAUUUUUUGGCAAGUUCCUCAGUAUUUCAUUUUAGGUUGUGCUGAGGUUUUUACCAUCAUUGGGCAGCUGGAGUUCUUCUAUGAGCAAGCUCCAGACACUAUGAGGAGUCUUUGUUCAGCUCUUGCACUCACAACCAAUGCCUUGGGAAGCUAUUUGAGUACUUUUCUAGUCACUGUAGUAACUGACUUAAGUACUAGAAAUGGGAAGCUUGGAUGGAUACCAGACAACUUGAACUAUGGUCAUGUUGAUUAUUUCUUCUGGUUUUUGGCUCUGUUGAGUGUGCUUAAUUUUCUUGUGUUUCUUUUGGUGGCCAAGUGGUAUACUUACAAAAAGCCACUAUAAUUAGCUGAUUAAAAAGUUAUUCAAUACUCUGCAAGUUUAUGCAAUAUUUAGUUCCUUACUAUAUAUAUUUUUAUAUAUAUAAACUGUUCAAUACAUUUUUAAGUAUGCAGUAUAGCAUAGGUAUGCUCUUGUUUAUU